Candidula unifasciata is the source of this 1649-nucleotide messenger RNA. NCBI's taxonomy places the organism in Eukaryota, Metazoa, Mollusca, Gastropoda, Stylommatophora, Geomitridae. The record is from the annotation of a GenBank genome assembly.
AUGAUCUUGUGGUGAAGAAAAAGAAAACCUAUCUCUGGGCUAAUGAAAUUUGGGGAGCUAUUAGGGGCCUAGAAACAUUUGGUCAUCUUGUCUGGACAGGAAGUGACAGAUCUCUCUACAUCAAAGAGACAGUCAUCAGCGACUACCCAAGAUUUCCGCACCGGGGCCUACUCAUCGACACUUCGCGGCACUUCCUGUUUAAAGAGGUUAUUUUAGAUGUUCUGGAGUGUAUGGAGAUGAACAAGCUGAAUGUACUACAAUGGCAUAUAGUCGAUGAUCAGUCGUUUCCCUACCAGAGCCAGGUGUUCCCAGAGCUCAGCGCCAAAGGGCCUUUCCACCCGACAUAUAUCUAUUCGCUAGACGACAUUAGCGAAAUCAUCGAGUAUGCCCGGCUUCGUGGAAUUCGAGUGAUGCCCGAGUUUGACACGCCAGGUCAUACAUACGCAUGGGGAUUUAGUAGACCUGAACUUUUGACCCAGUGCUACUCCGGAAGUAACCCAGUGAAAGAUUACUUGGGUCCGAUUGAUCCUAGCACAAACUCCAGUUAUCGAUUCCUGGAGUCCUUGUUUGAGGAGAUUAUUGAUGUCUUCAAGGAUGAGUACUUCCACCUGGGUGGGGAUGAGGUGCCGCUGGGAUGCUGGCAGUCAAACCCUGAAGUGAUGAACUUUGCCAAGUAUCUAGCCAACCAGCCCUAUUUGCCAGGACAUCAGUCUGCAGGAAACUCCUGGUCGGAAGACAUCAAGAGAAUAGGUAUGUUGAUCAAUAUCACAAGUGAGAUAGGUCAGAGGAAACAGAAGAAGGUCAAGUACGUUAUGUGGCAAGAGGUGAUGAAAAAAAAUUUGCAACUUCCAAACGAUACAAUCAUUCAAGUGUGGAUGGGAGGCGCCAACGAUGUGCUGAAAGCAACUUCCAUGGGAUAUCAAGUUAUUUACUCCACCUGCUGGUACAUGGAUCAUAUUGACUACGGAACCCAAUGGACCAAGUUCUACAGCUGUGACCCCGUCAGUCAGACCCAUGGAUACAACAUUGAUGAGAAGAAAGUACUCGGGGGAGAAGCAGCAUUCUGGUCCGAAUAUUUUUCCAAUGAGAACCUUAUUCCCUUGAUGUGGCCUCGGGCAUCAGCAGCCGCAGAACGUUUGUGGAGCAGCAAAGAAGUGAACAACAUCGAUCAGGCAGCACAACGGCUGUCGGAACAUCGGUGUCGAAUGUUGAAGCGUGGUAUCGGUGCUGGGGAAAUCAGCGGACCCGGAUAUUGUUUACAUCCACCGCCCAAAAGUCGUCUUCGUAACGACAUUAUAGUCUGCAGGGGAAGCAACUGCAGCCAUACUCGGUCAGUCAUCAAAGGGGAUAUGGAGGUCUUUCUCAGAGCCAAAAGUCUGGCGGAGUGUGGCCGUGUUUUGAUUGGCAGCAAUGUCGAAAUAUUGGUCGUUAUGACAAUAUCCCUGUGUCUCAUUUUAGCCAUUUAUUUUGCAACGAAAUCAUCAAAUCGCUUUCAUCGAGUGAAACUCUGCAAAAAUCGUACAAUCUUGGGGGUAUUUGUGAUCGUGGUUCUAGUUUACUUUCUGUGCAACAGCUCCGUUUGGAUACGUUUUUAUGAAUAUUCCAGUAAAUUCCACAUAUGGUUCUUUCAUCACUUUGAAUAUGUAUAA